AUACUUUCUAAAACCGAAACAGGAACAGCCGGUGCAGCUGGCUGGAUGUAGCUGUCUUACGACUAGAUUUGCGGCUUUCGAUUGUAGUUUUGUUGUGGAAUCAUCAUUACAAAAGCGCGCGGUAUUUCUAGUUUCUACCUGUCCGGUGUUCUGCAUUUCGAUUACGGGCUGUGUAUGGUACCACCCGGUACUAUUAGGACAUUUCUUGGCAUCCUCCUUAACGUGCCAAAGAAAGAAUGGACAUGGAAAGGCAUCCAGACUUUGUUGACGAACUCGAGUCCUUAGUAAGCAGCACUGCGGGAUUCCGUGACAUCGUUCACGAGCUGGAUGAUACUCGCGUAAUCUUAAGAAACGACGCCAAGGGCCUCGAUUACGUUGGUACAAAUGAUCUACUUGUCAUGCAAGCUGCUUUGCUCUCCUGUGCUAAUCGACAUGAUGAUGUGAGCCUUACAGAAGACAACUUUUCUAACCUCGGUUAUGCACAAAUAGUGAUGCAUUGUGCUGAAUCUGGAGAUGAAGAGUUUGGUCAGAAUUGCCUCCUCAGUAGCCAGGGAAGGAAGACAACGCUGACUCUGAUUGCACACAUCAAUGCUGUUUAUGCAUCAAAAGGAAUUCCAGUCAACUUUGCCAAAGUGCUUGCAAGUUGUUCUGUCUGCCCUUUGGAACUGCUCUGUCGUCUACAUGCUGAUGGUGUCAUGUGCAUUGAAGAUUACAUUGCACUUAAUGUCCAGAACCCUCAAGUUAUUGCAGACCUGAGCAGAAGCCUGUUUGCUGCUUGUCAACAUCUUGAUAAGAGUGAACCGUCUGCAUUCACAUUCUCAGUCUUUAUAUGUGCCCUCGUAUCCAGUGCUUAUUCAACAUCAGACCACAGUGAUUCAAGCUCUGUAAGAAAGGUUUGCUGGACCAUGUUGGAAACUCUCCUGCAGCGGCUUCUCAAAGCUAACGAAGAAGGACAACCCAUAACCUGUGGGGAUCUCCUGGGACCUGUGUUGCAAAGUCCACUUGUGCAGCAGACUGCUAUACUCUCUUAUGUUCAGGAGUUGUUGGCUUGCGUCUUGGCAUACAAUCCAGUAUACAAAGUUACUCAAGCGAUGUCAAGCCAUCACAACUGGACUUACAAAAAAUGUUCCCUGUGGCUCCUUGGAAUAUUCCAGAAGAGUAUGCAGGUGCUCAAUGUUGAGCAGGUGACCACUACGCUAUGCAAGGCCCUCAAUAGUAAAGAGGUGAACUGGUAUAUGUUGCUCACUGCCCUUUCUGUGUAUGUCACCACAUACCAAGAUUGCAAGCUUCUUAUUGGUCUCAUUGAAACAUUGCUGAAAGGUGCUUUUGAAUGCCUGGACACUGAGAAUCUAGUCAGUGCUUUUCUUUUGGCUAGACAUGCAUCACAAGAAGCUCCUCAGAUUUUUCCUCCAUACUCAUCCUGGUUUGAGAAAUACUUUGGAUUUUCUGAUACAACAUAUGCAAGCAGCUCAAGAACUUUUGCGUUCCUAGUGAAGUUUUUAAGUGAAAUGGUUCCAUUUGAACAACCUAAAUACCUAAAGGCUCAUCUCCAGAAGCCUGCUCAUGCAUCACCAAAGUGCCGUGUGAUUUAUCAUGACUAUGUGGCAUUGGCAAAGACACGCCUGCAGGACUUUGAGGUAGCUGAUGAAAAAAAUGCCCUCUCUGAUGAUGUGGAGCAAUUGGUCCAGGUUCAUGGCUUUGUUCAGAAAUGUAUAGAAGAUUUUGCUGCAAAAGGAAAAAUACCAAGGGCUGUCAUAGAGGCCAGCAUAUUCAAGAAGCCAUAUUUUACGGGGCAGUUUCUUCCAGUCCUCCUAAAUCCUAAGAAUUUUUUAGAGCAACGUGAAGUUGUGUGCAGUAUGGUCCAAGGACUGCUCCAGCAUGGCAAAAUUUCCCAGGAGCGUUAUGAUAGGUUUGUCAAUGACUGCAACAGCAAGGAAACUGAUGAUACAACAUGUGAUGUAGAAAUGAAUAGCGCAGUUCCUUUGCCUGAGCAUUUGCUUGCUCAGCUCAGAUCUGGAAGAAUGCAAAAUAAAGACUGUGAAGUUAUCAUCCUGAGAAUGAUUGAAGAAGUCAAAGGAAAUGAUCGAGAAGGUCAGGAUAAAGCAUUGAAUCUUGAAGAAGAGCUUCCUUACUCAAAGGAAGUGUUUGAGCUUCUCCAUCUUGCUAUGGAAGCCUGCAGUCAACAACCACCACAACCCUGGAUUCAUUGUCUCCUCCUGGCAAUGGGAAGUUCCCUGAGCACAGUCCACCUAUUGGCUGUGUUUCUGUGGAGGCAACUUACAGCCACCAAGGCCAUGGACAAGCAAAGAGCCGGAAUUUUCAGCCAGUUUCUGCUCUCAGUACCUGUGAUGUGGGAAGAUAAGCCUCUAAAAAUUUCUUUUGCUGGCACAACAUAUACAUCCAUGCAUGAGGCUGUGUUCUCGUGGCUCCCGCUUGCCACACUGCAAGAAAGGAGGCAGUUUCUACAGUUGUCAGCGGUCUAUCUUGCAGCUGCAGCCAAGCAAGCACCAUGUAAUACAGUUCCAUUGUGUGUGCCUGAGGUGUUACUAAAAAAGUUCGAGUUUGUUGUACAGCGGGAUGAGUGUACACUUGACGAGGUUGACUCUGACGUUUGGAAGCAGUGCAAUGAGUCAACUAUAAAAGACUGGCUUCGGCCUGCCAAGCUAUCUGUUCAGGAAUGGGUGAACUUUGAAUCUAAGAUCAGUGAUGGUGUCAGCGCUGCUAUUACAUCAAUUAUGAGACCAGAUUUACUUCAAUUUCUUGCUAAUGCUGAUAGUGCAAGGGAACUGUGUGCAGCCUUACUGCGAGUUCUGGUUUGUCACGGACCGAGACUGCCAAAUUAUGCCCACCUUCAUAUCCUAUUGCAGAGUCUGCUAUUGAAUCCAUCCAGCAGUUUUUCGGGCAAAGCAGUGCCAUUUGCAACUGAAGCAUUGAUACAACUAGAAACUGAUAUUGGUGGCUGUCCUGUGGAUGUGGUAGAGAGGGCGAUAAAUUUUUUUAGGAUUUAUUGUCAUCUUCCUCCGUACUGCCUUCUUGUGAACAGAACAGAUGAUUGCCCAUCAAGUGAAUCUGUUAAGCUGUUUAUUACAGUGAUAAACAGUAACCUGCGACAGAUUCUUUGCAAUCAGCAGGAUAUGCCUCUCUUGACUCUGCACUUAUUCAAGGGUUUACUUCAAAGCAACCUGCCUAAAGCUCAUGCAUCCACCAUUUUGGAACAGUGUCCUGUUCUUGUGGCUUGUCUUAUUUGUCACUGGAAGACUAUUUUCCCAGUACUUGCCCUUGAACCAGUGAAGUGCGAGGAACUCGGCAACCUGCUAACUGGUGUUGAGAAGCUGUUCGCUCUAGUUACAGAGUUUCUAGCUGGUUCUGAGGAAUCUGGAAGAAAGCUUUCAAAGAUUAGCAAGACCUGGCUCCCAGCAUUUGUGCUAGCCUGUUCCAUCAGCUCAGACCAAGUGAUGCCAUUGCAUUAUAAAUCUCUGAAGCCUACGGUACAGACCACGGUAUUACAGUUCCUCCUUUUAUUUUGUCAAAGGAAGGACAGUAAGUCUAAAGAAAGCUUGAAAAUGUGCAUGUCAAGAUUCCUACAAGAGAACCCUGGCCUGUGUGCUUCCCUGGAGCCUUCUAGUUUUGACAGUGCUUUGAUGAACAACUUGGUGUCUGCCUUGGACUUCUUUAUGCUCCUGGUUUUCUGCUUCAAUUUUGUAGUUCACCAUGUGGAGCAGCAGGAAGUGAAAAAGAGCUGUUGCAUCAAUACCGCUAUUUUGCUCAUGAUACAUAUUGAUAAAAUAGAUGGAGACGUACUGAGUGAUGGCAGUGCUUCUGCAGAAUUACAGGCCGAAGGCGUGUGCUCGCCAAUUUCAUCGUCUGCCAAACUGUGCUCGUUGAUAAAAAAUGUACCACCAGCAGUCCUCAAGUCAUUGCCCAAAACCACCCUGGCCAUGUGUCCAACAGUGUUUCUUCAGGCGAUUGAGCAUCUGUAACAGUGCCUACCCACCAUGCAGAUGUGAUAAUGUGGAUCCAAAGAAGGCCACCAAGAUCGAAGGAAUGCAGGACCUAGGGCAAGCGCAACUGACCAAUUCCCACUCUUAGACAUACGGAGAAAAGCGUGUUGCUUAUAAUAGUCGUGUUUUCACGCAGUGAUUAAGAGAUCGCUGGUUUGUAAUUCAGCUACAGUAAAUUCAGCUACAGAAAUUCAGCUAGUCCUUCACAUACUCAAUAAACAUUCAUCACAUGUUUU
Rhipicephalus sanguineus (brown dog tick) is the source of this 4237-nucleotide messenger RNA. Its product is annotated as Fanconi anemia group A protein. Lineage: Eukaryota; Metazoa; Arthropoda; Arachnida; Ixodida; Ixodidae. The transcript has 40 exons. Gene Ontology annotation, cellular component: Fanconi anaemia nuclear complex. The record is from RefSeq and is a predicted model, not a curated record. Bases 237 to 3980 code for a protein of 1247 amino acids. Gene Ontology annotation, biological process: interstrand cross-link repair.